Salvia miltiorrhiza (redroot sage) is the source of this 598-nucleotide messenger RNA. RefSeq lists its product as uncharacterized. Bases 225 to 530 code for a protein of 101 amino acids. The record is from RefSeq and is a predicted model, not a curated record. The transcript is spliced from 2 exons. NCBI's taxonomy places the organism in Eukaryota, Viridiplantae, Streptophyta, Magnoliopsida, Lamiales, Lamiaceae.
CAAAAAAUGCGCAUUCUCGCCGGACUUGAGGGCUGCGUUGGGCCUGGAGACGUGGUCUCGCCGUAGUGGAUAGUCUCGCUGGUCUGGAAUCGAAGGUAGCUACCGCAGGUUUCGCCGGAGAAAGGUGUCGCCGAUCUGGAGUCGAAGGCAGACUAAUUCUGGGCGGCGGAUCUGUGGGCGGAUCUGGCUGAUAACUGUGCGCGGUAGGGGAGGGCUCGGCUAAGAUGACGUGGCCGGCAAAGGCCUCAGGGCAGCGGAUCUGUACGCUGAUCUUUCGUAAAGAGUCGGAAGGCCUGGCUGAAGCGCGAUCUCGCCGGACUGGAGGGCUGCGGUGGGCCUUCUUUAGUCCGACAUCAGCGGCAGAGCUUCUUCAGUGGCAAGGGGUGAGACCGGCAGUGGCGGUGGCAGCCUGGCAGCGGCAGGGAGAAUACGACGGCAUUCGGAGAGGGAACUCCGGCAAACUCCAGAAAUGGCGCAGCAGAUGGAGGCUGAGCCGAAAAUCAAAUGGAGACGGAGGACGGCGGAAGUGAGGCCGGGGCGCAAGGUGGAGGCAGGUGACUAGGGGCGUGCAGGAGCCAGAUAGCUAAUCAAAGCUUCU